CGUAACGUUUGUGAGGGAAAGGCAAAAGCUAGAGAGAGAGAGAGAGAGAGAGAGAGAGAGAGAGAGAGAGAUGGCGAUGAGGAAAUUGUUGCUUCUGCUAAAACCGUUUGACGUUUAUUCUCCUCCCCACGGGGCGAGCCCCCAGGAGGCUUUGAUUGCUUCUCCGUCAAUAUGAAUCAUGAGAAUAAUAAACGGUUGCUCAUUAUUUGUUCCCCCUCGAUGACUCUAGUAAUUUGACCCUUGUAUGAAUCCCGCAUAGUAAGGUACUCAGAAACCUCUGGAAAAAAAAGAACGCAAAAACAAGGUCGUUUUUUUUUUUUUAAAAGGUAGGGGGAUGCCGUAGCGUGAUUUUUACCAGCACAUUCCACUGCAAUAAGUUCUGAAGAAUGCCAUCGUCUUCCCUAGUAGUAUUUCAAUGAAGAAUGAUUCUCAGCCACUGCAAUAUUUUACAUCACUUGGAUAGCAGGCGUAAGGUGCACCUUGAGACAAUUAAAUUUUGCCAGGCAAUUCUACAGAAGAAGCCUGUUGAAUGGAAAGCUUUAGAGCGUAAUGAUUUAUCACAUCCUAUCAAUGAUGUGGAUCUGGUUGUCACAGUUGGUGGGGAUGGAACACUAUUGCAAGCUAGCCAUUUCAUGGAUGACAGGAUUCCAAUUCUUGGAGUGAAUUCUGAUCCAACUAGAAAUGAUGAGGUGGAGCGAUUCAAUGAUGAGUUUGAUGCUACAAGAAGCACUGGCCGACUUUGUGCUGCGACUGUUGAAAACUUUGAACUGGUGUUGAACGGCAUACUUGAGGGUCAAACUGCUCCUUCCAAGUUAACUAGGAUAUCAAUAUCUGUUAACACGCAUCAGCUGCCAACUUAUGCUCUAAAUGAUAUCUUAGUUGCGCAUCCAUGUCCUGCUGCACUUUCUGCGUUCUCCUUCAGGAUCAGAAAGGAGAAUCGGCCCUGUUCACCACUGGUUAACUGCAGAUCAAGUGGGCUGAGAGUUUCUGCCGCUGCUGGUUCCACAGCUGCUAUGCACUCAGCAGGUGGAUUUCUGAUGCCCAUUUUGUCUCAGGAUCUCCAAUACAUGGUAAGAGAGCCUAUUUUACCCGGACCACUCCUGAACCUUAUGCAUGGGGUCAUCAAACAUGACCAAGUGAUGAACAUUACAUGGUCUUGUAAAGAAGGUGUAAUAUAUGUUGAUGGUUAUCAUGUCAACUAUACUAUCCAAGAUGGGGAUACAGUUGAUAUAUCUAACAGAGCACCGAUCUUGAAAGUUUUCUUGCCUAAUCAGUUGCUAAUCUCCGCUCUCUGAUCUGUCUCUUAAUAUUUCUUCUGGGAUGAAUUUGAACAAACUGGAGAAAAGUUUUGCAUGCAAGCAGUCAUCAGGUUGAUUCACAAAUUGUCAGAGGAUUGGUGAAAAAGAAGACAUCUGUUCACAAGCUGACGUGACAUUAAGUCUGCAAUGCCUUAUUCCUUCCGCAGGGCUGAGCGUGUUAUGUACACAAUCAACUUUAAGAACAUUUGUCCCAAAAAAAAAAAAAAGAUCAAUGAUCAUGCGCAUUUUUUUUAAUGUACAUCCUAGUUUUAUUUGUAAUCAUUUCCGCAGCAGGAAGUUGCGGGUUUCUUGAUAACCUGGACACUUUGCAAAUAAAAUGUUCAUAUUUGUCUUUGCUU
Molecule: messenger RNA, 1657 nt
Organism: Prosopis cineraria
Lineage: Eukaryota; Viridiplantae; Streptophyta; Magnoliopsida; Fabales; Fabaceae
Product: NADH kinase
Exons: 8
Coding region: 423-1295 (290 amino acids)
Biological process (GO): NAD+ metabolic process; NADP+ biosynthetic process
Molecular function (GO): NAD+ kinase activity
Source: RefSeq, a predicted model, not a curated record